GUAGGUUCACUGUAUGUGUUUGUAGCCAGUAAAAGAUCGGAGCUGUAACAGAAAGCACUUGAAGGGGGAGGCAGAACAGAAACAGAGGAAACAGGCUGUGGUUUGUGAGUUCACAGAUAGUUUCCUGGUCAUUUUUCACACACAACACCCUCAACAUCACAUGAAGAGAGUAACACACUGUCCGUCAGCGCUAGUGUUUGAUUCUCAUCACCAGAGACAUAUAACUGUACUCUCCACUGAGAGAAGAGAGCAGGAUUCACAGUAUUACUGAGAUCUGACUUCAACAAGACAUUUGAGGAACUUUUCUGAACUCAACCGAAGAAGAAAUGAAGCUCACAUUCAUGAUUUCUGCGUUUCUACUGACGGUGAGCAGUUCAGUGCCUGUGGAUAUUACAGUGAGAGGAACAGAGGGAGAACAAGUGUUUCUGAAUUGUCCUUAUGCUGAAAGAUAUGAAAACUCAGGCAAAUACUUCUAUAAAGGACCUUACAGAGAGAGGAAGCUUCUCCUAAAAUCAGCUGGAGGACAGUUAUCAGUGUCUGAAGGCAGAUUCUCUCUGCUGGACGAUCAUCAGAAGAGAUCAUUGACACUGACCAUCAGAAACCUGAGUCUGUCAGAUGCUGGACUGUACACCUGUGCAACUGGAUGGAACGGAGAAUAUAAACUAAUCCAUCUGAACGUGAUCAGAGCUCCACAGAAAACAAGACCUGACCAGAUCUCAACCAGCACCCUUCACUCGUACACACACACCAGCACAGUGACACCUCAAACAGGAAGUGAAACAACAAGAACAAUGACAGGAAGUACUGCAGUUCAACUCGAAGUCAAAAUUGCUCCGGGUCUGUCUUCUGUUGCUGGCGCUCUGGGUUCGGUUCUGCUCGUUCUGGUUCUGUGUUCUGGAACGUUCCUCGUUCUGAAAAAGAGGAAGAGGAAAUCUGGGACAGCUUUAUUUCAGCAAAAUGUGCAGCACAAUACAGAGGCUGAGCUUAUGUAUGAGGAGAUUCCAAACAGUGAUGUCAUCACUGCAACCUCUUCAUCCAAUCAGACGCCUGCAUCACACCUCAACACCCGCCCACAAGACUCUGCUGUUUAUGCCACAGUAACCAAUCAGCAGCCUGAUUCAAACCCCAGUCACAUCCACUCGACCAAUCAGGUGACGGAUACAGACUGUCAUUAUUAUGCUAAUAUGAAGCCGCCUGAUCCAACAACAGACAACAGAACAGAUCUGAUCUACUCAACAGUGACACGUCCACAAAACAUCAAGACCAACGACGGCCCGAUAUAUUCACUGAUCAAACAUAAAUAAUAAAAGACUGACAAGACUUGUUCAGCACACAUCUGCACUGAUGUGAAAAAAAAAAAAAUAUUAUUCUGGUCUUAUAAUGUGUCAUUGUCAGAUAUAUCUCUGUAUGAUGAUGUUUCUGAUUUCAGCUGUUGUAGUUUCUUCAAAAGUAGUCACAGGACACAGAGGAGAGCGGCAUGACAUCAGAUGCAGCUAUUCAUCUGGAAAUUAAUCAAAACCAAAGUAUUUGUGUGAAGACAAUGGAAAUAAAAACAUUGUGGUUAUAUCAGUAUCUCCAGAUGAAGACGAGAGAUUCUCUCUGACUGAUGUUUUCUCCGUCAGCAUCACUGACCUGAGAACAGAGGAUACAGGACGAUACUGGUGUGGAGUGGAGAGGACUUCACCGUUUAUAGAUGUCUAUUCAGAAAUAUUGUUGCUGUUACACAGUUAGUGAUUAAUUGUAUCUGAAAGUGUGUGUGAGUGAUCAAGUCGGUAAAUCUUGUUAGUCGACUCAUAUACUGUUGAGCUGAUUGUCUGCUAGACUUGAGUGUGUUCAGUAUAAAAUACAUCAUUAAACCAGAGAUUACAUGAAA
This is a messenger RNA of Carassius auratus (goldfish), 1873 nucleotides long. Its product is annotated as CMRF35-like molecule 1. The record is from RefSeq and is a predicted model, not a curated record. Lineage: Eukaryota; Metazoa; Chordata; Actinopteri; Cypriniformes; Cyprinidae. Gene Ontology annotation, cellular component: plasma membrane. The transcript is spliced from 7 exons. Bases 327 to 1304 code for a protein of 325 amino acids. Gene Ontology annotation, molecular function: transmembrane signaling receptor activity.